This is a messenger RNA of Megalopta genalis, 1697 nucleotides long. RefSeq names its product ETS-related transcription factor Elf-5. Gene Ontology annotation, molecular function: sequence-specific DNA binding; DNA-binding transcription factor activity, RNA polymerase II-specific. Gene Ontology annotation, cellular component: nucleus. The record is from RefSeq and is a predicted model, not a curated record. Lineage: Eukaryota; Metazoa; Arthropoda; Insecta; Hymenoptera; Halictidae. Gene Ontology annotation, biological process: cell differentiation; regulation of transcription by RNA polymerase II.
UUCGAAUGCAGCUUUCUGGGCAGCUCUCCAAAAAGCUAGAACUUUUGAUGUUGCUGAAACAAUGUCGUACGGACACGCGUGUUCAGGUUUUAGAUAAACGCCUGUAAAGUAUCGUACUUGAAAAUGUGCAUAUGCGCAUUGCACUCGUCGGAAUCGACGAUUUACAUUUUUAUUUCGUAAUGUUGCUGUUACGUCAAAACGGUAAACUCACUAUUUAAAAGUGUGCGCUCGAAGUUGAAACAUUGAAAUACUUUCCGCGACGAAAAUAAUAAAUACGAAAGUAACAGUCGGUAAUUGUUUGCGAUACUAGGACGUGUACACGCGAUUUCAUGCAAAUUGACUAGAGGCUCGAGGAAACAGAGAUAACGGAUAGAGGAGCAAUGCGCGGUUAUUUAUUACGAAUUGACGAUACCUGUUUCGUUGCAGAAACUCUGCUUCUAACCACGACGUGUAUCCGUCGUUCGGCAGCCUCAAUGAUGAUGACGAUCAUCUUUUGCUGGACAUGGACUCUAUGGUAACCAGAAAAAGCAACCAGAAGAAGUGCGAUUUUGGUGAGGAAACCAACGAGAUCGACGGUACCGGAUGGCCGGACAAACCUGUUAGGAACUGGUGUCAGGAGGAGACAAUAAAUUGGCUGAUGUUUGCAGCGUCCACUAUUGGUCAACCGUACAGUUCGAUUCAGCACAGUCUCGCAGUGCCUGGCAACGAAUUAAUCACCUUCACGAGAAAUGAUUUUAUCAAUCACGAUCCUAUAUAUGGGAAUCAGCUCUAUAAUCUACUUCACUCUCAACAACAUAUCUCGAAUUUCCUGCCAUCGUUCGAUACCAUUCAUCCCCAUUCCGAAGAUGAAUACACACGGACCAAUUCCAACAAUGCCUCAGAUGCGGAAUCAGAUAACAGUAUUGAAGUGUCCACUAAGCGCCCGCCGGGUAGACCAAGGGUAUUGAAACCAAAAAAAACUUCUACCAGUCAGGGAAAGCUUUGGGAAUUUAUUAGGGACUUGUUGCGCAAUCGAGAAACGUGUCCUAGCUUAAUUUGUUGGGAGGAUUAUUCGCAGGCGAAAUUUCGGUUUGUCAAGAGCGACGAAGUUGCGAAACGGUGGGGCUCUCGCAAAGGAAAUACAAAGAUGACCUACGAGAAAUUAAGCCGCGCCAUGAGGUAUUACUACAAAAGUAAAAUCUUUCUUCCCGUACUCGGUCGAAGAUUGGUCUAUCAAUUCGGGCCCAACGCAAAAGGCUGGCAGACUGACAAUCCGAACUUUCGGUACUGAUGUAUCACUAGGGUAAUCGAUUACUGAGCGCGAAGAAACAAGAAUGCAAACUUGUGAUUUGUAAAUACUUCUUCCAGUCAGGAUAAAAUUUUUCAAAGCAUUUUAACGUUGGAGCGAAAUAUUUUUUGACGUUUUGAUUAAGAACUUCAAAAGACUAAGAAGAAAAGAUCUAGUAUUAUAGGUGAUAUAUGUUGGCUGUAAAUAAUAAGAAAACAGUAUGAAUGAACAAAAAUUUCGAGAUUUUUCGUAUUCGUGUGCGCAUGUAUUUCGUAUGAACCAGUGAAAUUGAAUUUAGUCGUUUAAGAUUUUUACAGUUUUAUUUAAUUUUAAGCUUAAUAGAUCGUUUACGUAUGUAAAAGUAUACAUAUAAUCAAGAAAGGCAAUAAUUCUCGUGACUUACAAUCAAAUAAAUUCCUAUUCUUUUUUA